Messenger RNA from Musa acuminata subsp. malaccensis (wild Malaysian banana), 1449 nucleotides. RefSeq lists its product as uncharacterized. The record is from RefSeq and is a predicted model, not a curated record. NCBI's taxonomy places the organism in Eukaryota, Viridiplantae, Streptophyta, Magnoliopsida, Zingiberales, Musaceae.
CGCACCCGAGUCAGUGGGCUCUGACCUCGCCUUUCCUCGCUCUUCCCGUGAUCGACAUGUCGAACACGAUGGAGGACUCCGGCGCCAUUCUUCGCGAGAUAUCCUCUUUUAAGGACAUGCUCGACCAGGUCAAUGAAGAGAUUGAGAAGACUAUUCAGAGGACAAGAGAAAUUGAGUCAGAAAUUUUAAAGCUUUCUGAAAUUGAAGAUGGUCAUAUCAUGAGGGAAUGUGAGUUGUCAAAGAUCAUAAUAGUUAGGGGUUUUGAGCUUGAAGCUUCAAUCCAAGUAGCUGCCAUUUCAAGGGCCUCUGCAGAAUCAAUGGAAAGGGAAUCAGGAUCUCUGAAGAUUAACCGUGAUAUCAUCGAGAAAAGAAUUUAUGAUAAAAGGGAAAAGUUCAUUCUUCAAUGUUGUGAAUUUCAAGAUGAUAUGACAAUUGCGAAAAAUAACGAAUUAAGUCGCCUUUUAUCAGAAAAAAAGGCACUUGAAAAUGAGAAACAAACUGUGACUAAGAAAAUGACUGCCCUAGAAAGUUCUACUGAGGAACUUAUUGAAGAGAUUCUUCAAGAAAUUCACAAGUCUAAUUCAGCAUUGGAUGCUGAGAUACAUAAUCAAAGAUCAGAAUACAUGGGAGUGAUUGAUGACAUCAAUGAUUUGAGGAUUCUGUUAGGAUCCAUCAGUUCAUUUGAAGAUUCUUAAAUUUCAGCAACCAUGUUUCCCCUCAAGUCACAUGCUUUGAGCAAAAUUUAAUGCACAAGGAAGGCUGCAAGUUUCUUUUUGUUCUUCAAAGAAUUGGUUCAGUUUGAAGAUUUUUUUCUUCCGGUGCUUCUUUCUUCUACAAGCUAGAUUUUUCUUCAGUGGCAUUGUAUCGAUGGGCAGCCAUGGUCUAUUAUAUUUUUCAGAAGAUGGUACUCUUUGCUUACAGAAAACAAUUGAUCUACAGAUAUUGUCACUAAACCAAUACCAUGCUCUGAGGAAUAAAUGCAUCUCUGUAUGUGGUUCCUAUUCUAAAAAUUGAACAAUUAGCACCGAUGAAGUAUUUUUGUGCCGCCAUGAGUUUGCAUUGAUUUUAAGAUGUCAUUGGCUUUUCUUCCAAUUAUCUCAUAUUUUCAUGGACCAGCCAUUGCUUCAUGAUGAACAAAAUACCCCGUGGCUUUCAGCAUGAUAAAUAGAUUUUUCAUAAUUUCCUUGUCUUCUUUUACGUCGGAUGUCUGCAACUUAUCAUGCUAUUCAUUCUUGUUCAUGGCAAUUUUUUGCGAAGAUUCAUUUAUACUCUGUUAGAAUGUUUCAAGUUGAACUGUAUUUUUUUGGUUUUCAGAAUUUGAAAGUGGAAACUGAAGGGGAAUGAACUGUAGGAAGAACUUGGAUAUUGUAUAUUGAGAUUUAGACAUACUGUUGUAUUACAUUUAUUUCUUCCUGUACUAUAAUUUUUUUAUUAUUGUACAGAUAACAA